Ylistrum balloti is the source of this 2616-nucleotide messenger RNA. RefSeq names its product ribonuclease H1-like. The transcript is spliced from 8 exons. Bases 28 to 1020 code for a protein of 330 amino acids. Gene Ontology annotation, biological process: DNA replication, removal of RNA primer. Gene Ontology annotation, molecular function: RNA-DNA hybrid ribonuclease activity; magnesium ion binding; nucleic acid binding. NCBI's taxonomy places the organism in Eukaryota, Metazoa, Mollusca, Bivalvia, Pectinida, Pectinidae. The record is from RefSeq and is a predicted model, not a curated record.
ACGAGGUAAAACGUGAGUUUUGUUCACAUGAGCUUGUUCUUUCGUUGGAUUACAAUGCCGUACUAUGCAGUUCGGAGGGGACGGAUUCCCGGCAUUUAUAAGACAUGGGAUGAAUGUAAGAAACAAGUCAACGGUUUCCCAAAGGCGCGAUACAAGAAGUUCAACUCUGAAACGGAGGCCAAUGAUUUUGUAAAUGAUACAGAAAGUGAGCCUGGACAUUGCUCCUCAACAAAGGUUUAUAACACUCAGCCACAGAACCGAUAUCAUAAGUCUACAGCCACCAAUAACAUGGGUCACACUCCUGCAGCCUCUAGUCAUCGUCAGCCAGUGCAGAAAGUUUCUGUAUCAAAUAACACUGAUGGAUUUAAUGAUGCAGAGUUUAAUGGAGACAUGAAAAACGUAUUUAAGAUUGAGUACAAAAAAACUGUGUAUAUGCAGAAUCCAAGGUCAGGGGACACAAAUCAAAGGUCAAAUGGUGCAAAGUCAAGAGGUGUACAUUCCAAGCCAUCCAGUACAUGGUCAAGGUCAUUCCAUACAAGAAACAGAAACGAAAAUGAUACAGGACAAGAUAAUGGUGUAGUGGUGUAUACAGAUGGUGGCUGUUUUAACAAUGGACAAAGGGGUGCUCAGGCUGGUAUCGGAGUGUACUGGGGUCCAGACGACCCUAGGAAUGUGAGUGAGCGCCUCCCAGGGAGACAGACCAACAAUAGAGCUGAAAUCCACGCAGCUUGUCGAGCCAUUGAGCAGGCCAAGACACAAGGCUUACAGUCAAUCACCAUUAAAACUGAUAGCCAGUUCCUAAUCAGUGCUGCUACACAAUGGAUGCCAGGUUGGCUGAGUAAUAAUUGGAAACUUUCGUCUGGUGGUCCUGUUAAAAAUAAAGAAGAUUUUGUGCAUUUAAAUCAGGUUUCUGCUGGGAUAAGAAUUAAGUGGAUCCAUGUACCUGGACAUAGAGGUAUUGUUGGGAAUGAGGCAGCGGACAGUCUAGCUAAUGAAGGUGCUCUAAAACCACUGCCAUGACCAGGUUUCAUGGCUGUUUAUCUGGAAAUGCAUUGAGAAAACUCAUUUUCUGUACAGAGGAGUCCACCAAACACUCCAAACAUUGUCAACCAAAACAAACCAAGGCUUACAGAGAUGCUGUUUCCAACACAGAAAAUGUCAGAUUGUUUUGUUUCUCAUGUAGAAAUGUCUGGUGUGCCCAGCUGUGUUGUUUGGUCAGCGUCGCACUCAGAGAAAUUGUCAGUGCUUCCUUGUUAAAGUAUCCCAGCUAUAUGAUAAACAUAAUCUCACACUAAUUUCUAGUCAUAAGAUGUUUGCAUUUAUCAUAUCUCAUUUGACCAUGGCAAAAACUGAGUAGAAUAAAUAUUCUCAGACUUGUGUCCAAGAUCUGAUAUUUUACAGUAAAUCUACUGCUUUAGCUUCACUUUCAACAAAUUUAUAGUUCUGCCUCAUAAGGUUUGCAUUCUGUAUCUCCUCCCCCUCAACUGUGCACAGGUCUAUAUCCCCUCCCCCUCCACUGUCCACAGUUCUGUAUCCCCUCCCCCUCAACUGUGCAAAGGUCUGUAUCUCCUCCUCAACUGUGCACAAGCUUGUAUUCCCUCCCCCUCCACUGUCCACAGUUCUGUAUCUCCUCCCCCUCAACUGUCCACAGGUCUGUAUCCCCUCCCCCUCAACUGUCUACAGGUCUGUAUCUCCUUCCCCUCCACUGUCCACAGUUCUGUAUCCCCUCCCCCUCAACUGUGCACAAGCUUGUAUCCCCUCCCCCUCCACUGUGCACAGGUCUGUAUCCCCUCGCCCUUAACUGUGCACAGGUCUAUAUCCCCUCCCCCUCCACUGUCCACAGUUCUGUAUCCCCUCCCCCUCAACUGUGCAAAGGUCUGUAUCUCCUCCUCAACUGUGCACAAGCUUGUAUUCCCUCCCCCUCCACUGUCCACAGUUCUGUAUCCCCUCCCCCUCCACUGUGCAAAGGUCUGUAUCUCCUCCUCAACUGUGCACAAGCUUGUAUUCCCUCCCCCUCCACUGUCCACAGUUCUGUAUCCCCUCCCCCUCAACUGUCCACAGGUCUGUAUCUCCUCCCCCUCAACUGUCCACAGGUCUGUAUCUCCUCCCCCUCAACUGUCUACAGGUCUGUAUCCCCUCCCCCUCAACUGUCCACAGGCCUGUAUCUCCUCCCCCUCAACUGUCCACAGGUCUGUAUCUCCUCCCCCUCAACUGUCCACAGGUCUGUAUCUCCUCCCCCUCAACUGUCCACAGGUCUGUAUCCCCUCCCCCUCAACUGUCCACAGGUCUGUAUCUCCUCCCCAUCAACUGUCCACAGGUCUGUAUCUCCUCCCCCUCAACUGUCCACAGGUCUGUAUCCCCUCUCCUGUAACUAUCUACAGGUUUCUAUCCCCCUUCUCCUCAACUGUCCACAGGCCUUUACCUGUCUCCCUCAGUUGUCCACAGAGACUUAAUAGAUUUCAUUGUGUGAAACACAUAAAACAGCACAUUAAUACCAUGUAUGUAUUUAUUGAGUUACAAUUUUAUCACAGGUAUACAACAUCAUUCUGCAGGUGUUCUGUAAUUUGAGUCUGUAAAUGGAUUUAUACAUGUUGAAGUAAAAAUAUUUGAAAAGUU